UGUAGUGUGCCUGUGCGCUCUGUGUUGUCCACCGUGUACCAGUCUGAGCGCACGGCGGAUCUCCGCACUUAGACCAGAACCAUGGCUUGAAUUACAGUACCUGCUGGACAUCCUAUUAUCUAAUGAUGUUCUUUUAACCAGCAUGCGACGACUUGCUCUGUUCUUCUGAUCUGAAAAAGACCCGAUACCCCGGUCGGUUCGGAUUAAUUUUCUGCGCAUCAUUUGGACAGGCGUCUCUAGGAUGGAGCACAUCAGAACACCAAAGGUGGAAAAUGUGCGUAUGAUUGAUAGACUGACCCCCAGGAAAUCUACUGUGGGAACAUUAUACCUCUCCUCUACUCACACUAUAUUUGUAGAGAACUCAGAGGCCCGCAAAGAGACCUGGGUUCUGCACAGUUUGGUUUACAAUGUGGAAAGACUCCCAACAAACCCAUCAGGAAGUCCUGUCAUUAUCCGCUGCAAGAACUUCCAUAUUUACCGACUGCUGAUCCCACAAGAGAAGGACUGUUUAGAUGUAGUGGCCUCCCUCACUCGACUUUCACGCCCAGAACGCUAUGGAGAGCUGUUUUGCUUUUCUUUUAACCCCAACCUGGAUAAAGAGUUAAGGGAAAAGGCAUGGGGCUUCAUCGACCUGAAGGCAGAAUUCAGUCGAAUGGGGAUACCCAGCAACCUCUGGCAUGUCAUGGCAGCUAAUCAUGAGUACAGAUUGUGUGACACUUACCCGUCAGAGCUGUUUGUGCCAAAAUCAGCUUCUCCUGCUGUCAUUGUGGGCAGUGCCAAGUUCCGGAGUCGAGGCCGUCUUCCUGUUCUCUCCUACUUCCACAGAGACACCAGCGCAUCAAUCUGUCGGAGCAGUCAGCCUCUUUCAGGUUUCAGUGCACGCUCCUCAGAUGAUGAGCAGUUGCUGCAGGCCAUUAUGAAGUCAAACCCCGUCAGCGAGUUCAUGUAUGUGGUGGACACAAGGCCAAAGCUAAAUGCCAUGGCUAAUCGUGCUGCAGGGAAGGGGUACGAGAAUGAAGACCAUUACACUAAUAUAAAACUGCAGUUCAUUGGCAUAGAGAACAUCCAUGUCAUGAGGAACAGCCAACAAAAGCUUAUAGAUGUUGGUGAACUCACAGCUCCCUCCAUGAGUGAUUUUCUAUGGGGUCUGGAGAACUCUGGGUGGCUAAAACACAUCAAAGCUGUACUUGAUGCUGGAGUUUUCAUUGCAAAGGCAGUGGCGGAGGAUGGAGUGAGUGUUUUAGUACACUGUUCGGACGGGUGGGACAGAACAGCUCAGGCCUGUUCGGUGGCUAGUGUACUGCUUGAUCCAUACUACAGAACUAUCAAAGGACUGAUGGUUCUGAUUGAGAAGGACUGGGUGUCAUUUGGACACAAGUUUUCCCACAGGUACGCUCACAUUGACAGUGAUCCUAAGGAGGUUUCUCCAGUCAUGGACCAGUUUCUGGAGUGCGUGUGGCAGCUAAUGCAGCAGUUUCCCUGUGCGUUUGAGUUCAAUGAGCGAUUCCUCAUACAGCUACACACACAUAUCUACUCCUGCCAGUACGGGAACUUCAUCGGCAAUUGCCAGAAAGAGAGGAGAGACUUGAGGUUACAAGAACGAACACACUCUUUGUGGCCACACCUGUGGGAGAACAGGGCUGAAUACACAAACCCUCUAUACAGGACAGACCACAGCCAGACACAGGGUGUUCUGAAACCUCUCACCACUGCCUACUGUUUCAAGUUUUGGAAGGGGAUGUACGGCCGUGCAGAGAAAAGUGUGGCUUCACACCAGUCUCCAGCCGACUGCCUGAACGCAGUGAGGGAGGAGUCACAACAAUUGGAGGAGGAGCUUAGCACCCACCAGGAGAGACUUGCCCAACUAAAGGAAAGGAAAAUUUCAGGGGAGAUGAGGAAGACCAACAAGUUGUCUGAACGCGUCCGCCGUCCAAUUCCAACCGAGAGAGAACUCGGCAGCCCUCUAGACUACUUCACCACCCCUAGAAGCGAGAAGCACACUCCUUCCUUCACACUGCCGCUAGAGUUAGCAGCCCCACCCAAGAACGGUGACCCUGAUGACCUUUCAACCUGCAGUGAUUUCGAGUCAGGUGUGGCUGACCUCAGCAGCCACUCCUCUAGUGCUGGAGACGACGAGGUGGUCAAAACAAACGGCUGAACUAAAACAGAACUGGUGACAAUGAGGGAUAAAAGCACAGUAACGGGUACCAAACUGGGAACUGCUGUUUUUUUUAAUGUUAUUUUAUUUUUUUUUAAAUCUGUGUGUAAAUUUAUAUUUAAGUAUGUGAACAAAUACACAUAUCCAAGAUGGUCUGGCAAUAAGACCUUAUUCCAUUAUAGUGAAAUUUUAUUUCUUGUAUAGUAUUUUAAGCUUUGUUAAACUGUCUGAUCAUUCAAGCUGUCAGUCUUUAUUUAUUUAUUUUUUGGAACAUAUUAGCACACUACUCAUACUAAUAUACAGAACAUAUAUGAGAUACCCAGAAUUACAGAAGCUUGUUUCAUCCAUGGGAUAAAGAAAAAGUAAUUUUAUUUCACAAUUCAGACUUUUUGUCUUGCAUUUACGAGUUAUAUCUCACAAUUAUAUUGUUGUUGGUUUUUUAUUUUUGUUUUUUUUUCAACUUAAAAUUCUGAGACAGAAAUUGUGUAACGUCAACCGAGAAUUGAGUUUACAUCUCACAAUUCUAUUUUUCUUAGAAUUCUAAGUUUACAUCUUGCUAUUUUUUUCCCACCAUGAAAAAAGAGACUUCACAAUUCAGACUUUUUGUCUUGCAGUUGUGAGUUUUUCAGCUUAAAUCUGAGAAAUGUAAAAGGAAUUGUGUAUUAUAUAAUAAGAAUUGACUUUUUUUCUCAGAAUUCUGACUUUAAAUCUCACAAUUACAACUAUUUUUUCAGAAUUCUAAAUUUACAUCUUGCCAUUUUUUCCCACCACAGAAUUAAAAAAAGUUAAUUCAAUUCAGUUUUUGUCUCGCAAUUGUGAUUUUUUUUUUUUUUUUUAUAGCUCAUAAUUAUAUUUUUAAAGUUAUAUUUAAAAUGUUUUCAGCUUAAAAUUCCGAGAAAGGAAUUGUGUAAUAUAAACUGAGAAUUUACUUCUUUUUUUUUUUUAAGAAUUCUGAGUUUACAUCUCACAAUUCUUAUAAUUUUUCUUAGAAUUCUAAGUUUGCAUCUUGCUAUUUUUUUUCUCAGAAUUCUGAUUUUACAUCUCACAAUUCUAAAUAUUUUUCUGAGAGUUUACAUCUUGUUUUUUUUCUAAAUAAAAAGUUUUUUUUUAUCUCACAAUUCAGACUUUUUGUCUUGCAGUUUAUAUCUCACAGUUAUAAUUAUAAUAAUAUAUUAUUAUUUUUUUUUCUUCAACUUAAAAUUCUGAAAAAGCAAUUGUGUAAUAUAAACUGAGAACUGACUUUUUUCUUAGAAUUCUGACUUUACAUCUCACAUUUCUGAUUAUUUUUCUCAGAAUUCUAAGUUUACACUAUUUUUUCCCUGCCAUGGAAUAAAAAAAGUUCAGACUUUUUGUUUGCGAUUGUGAGUUAUGUUUUUAGGUUAUAUUUACAUUGUUUUCAAUUAAAGGAAAGGAAUUGUGUAAAAUAAACUGAGAAUGGACUUUUUUUCUCAGAAUUCUGGCUUUACAUCUCAGAAUUCUCUGAAAAAUAAUCAGAAUUCUAAGUUUACAUCUUGCUUUUUUUUCCCCUCAGAAUUCUGUUUCUCAACUCAAUUUGUCUGAGAAUUUUAACUUUACAUCUUUACAGCAAAAAAAAAAAAAAUCUCACAAUUCAGACUUUUGAUCCCUAUGACAUUUAUUUUUUUUUCUGAGAAAGGAAUUGUGUAAUAUAAACUGAGAACUUAUUUUUUUUCUCUCACAAUUCUGAUUAUUUUUCUCAGAAUUCUAAAUUUACAUCUUGCUAUUUUUUUCCCACUAUGGAAUUUAAAAGAAAAUACUUUUAUCUCACAAUUCUGUUUGUUUGUUUUUUACUCACAAUCUCAUAAUUCUACCUUUAUAUCUUAAAAUUAUUUUUAAAAAAAGUCUGAAUUGUGAGAAAAAAAAAAGUCUGAUUUAUGAGAUAAAAGGUUGGAAUUACCUUCAUUCAUUUAUUUUAUUUUUUUCUUACAGAUUCCCACCUGUGUGUUUAGAAAAUCUUAAACAAAAAUAAUGAGAAUUUGCUGUACAUGUGAAAACAAGAACCAUAGGCUAUGGAACCAAGAGCUGUAUGGCACCCACACUACAUUUACUUCCCAUUCCUGUAACUGUAGGCAUACGCUGACAUGUAGACAAUCAAUCCCUCACACAACCAUGUGAUUACCAUUUUAGCAACAACAGCAGAUUUUAAAUGUCUGGAACAUAUGAAUAUCUACAUUUCUAAGGCAAAUGCUCUCAAUAAAGUGUUUGCCAAACAGCAAACAAAAUUAC
Molecule: messenger RNA, 4402 nt
Organism: Labeo rohita (rohu)
Lineage: Eukaryota; Metazoa; Chordata; Actinopteri; Cypriniformes; Cyprinidae
Gene: mtmr7b
Product: myotubularin related protein 7b
Exons: 14
Coding region: 242-2158 (638 amino acids)
Biological process (GO): dephosphorylation
Molecular function (GO): phosphatase activity
Source: RefSeq, a predicted model, not a curated record